This is a messenger RNA of Thalassophryne amazonica, 1837 nucleotides long. RefSeq lists its product as uncharacterized. The record is from RefSeq and is a predicted model, not a curated record. The transcript is spliced from 13 exons. The coding region runs from base 746 to 1837 and encodes 363 amino acids. NCBI's taxonomy places the organism in Eukaryota, Metazoa, Chordata, Actinopteri, Batrachoidiformes, Batrachoididae.
CUGCUGGGUACAGAGGAAAUCAGAAUGUACUAAAAAGGAGUUACUAACCUUGUGCUUCAGCCACUGGAAGGGCCUGUGGAUGUUUCUGGACCAGAACUCUUUCACCAGCAUCCACAUGUUGCUCCAAAAACUGAGGAACUUGCUCACUCUAGCCCAGUGAGCACGGGCAGAACUCAGUACAGACCACAUUUGGCAUGGAGUUGGGGUUCCGUGUGCGGUGUGCGAUGGCACAAAAGAGUUUUCAGAGAUAAAACACUGUUUCUGGGAUCAUGAACGUAGAGGUCUAAAGCAACACCUCUGGCUGGGGCAACUGGUUCAGUGGUGGGGCAUCAUGGGACUCCUGCCAAAGUACCCUGAUGCCAAUGAGGUGAAACAUCUCUCACAUGCGGAAGGAAAUGAAUCAGAGCUACUAGAAGGCUUAUUUUAAAGAACCUGGACUGGAAGAUGAAGGAAUGGAAAAAUGGAGCUCUUUCAUACAGGGUAUGGUGACUGAGCUGGAUAAGCAACAUGGCUGCACGUGGAUUUCUGAAGACUGCACGGUCCAACACUAUCCUCCUCCCAACCUGCAGGCACUGCUAAAGCUUGUGCUGGUGCCUCAUGUUGACACCGUAUUAGUCCAGGCAGUUCUCAUGUACUUUGUCCUGGACGUGGCAAAUUUUUUGCAGUGCAAAGUCGACCUCCUCCAGUCCUUCUGCAAUGCUUUCACAAUCCCUUCCAGUUUUUCCCAGCAAAUAAAGGCUACUGGAUGCUCGAUCAUGGACACAUCAAGGCCUCCUUGGAGCUUUUACUGAGCCUCAAAACUACUGUUCCCUGGUUGUCCUGGCAGCAUCGUUGCAUCCUUCAGUGUCUGCUGAGGAAGAAGCAGCCUCGUCUGGCCUCAAGGUAUCUCCACUGGACUAAACCUGCUCUAGAAAACCUUCAGGAUGUGAAGCUCUGCGCAGAAAUAACCCUUCAGAACAGCCAUGUGUCUGGAGCCUGGGCUCCACAGAGAGAAGCUCAUACAGAAAGUGACAACAUGGCCAUGCACGUCCUCCAGGAUGAAGGUGAUAAUUGUAGUAGGCCUCAAACUGUUCAACAUCCUACAGAGUCACAACUGCCACUGUCAUAUAAAGGCUGUUCAGACGGAAUCCCGCCGUGUCCGCUUUCAUCUCAGCUCUAUCAGGCUCAGAGAGUGAACAAAGUCUCCCCAGAGGAACUGGUCAGACUCCACAGAAAGGCUGUCAUGGAGGUCAGAAAACCACAUCCUCCUUUAAGAGACGUGGUGUGGCCAGAACUCACAGGGACAACAUCUGACAGCAAAGACAUGUUUCUGCCAGCCCACACUUCACACCAUCUCAUCUCCUCCCGGGUGGACAUACCUGGUGGAAGACAAACGGCACCUGCACAUCAGCCUGAACGUGAGACUUCUUCUGAGUCCCAACCUGCUUCCAUCUCCUCCUUCACCUUUUUCUCCUCACCUCUGCUAAAACACGUCAGUCCUUCUGCGUAUGAGAGAACUUUGACCCUGCAGAGGAUCUCUCCUCUUCUGGCUGAUGGAGAAAUCCAAAACAGAGAGCAAGAAGAUAAGGGCCGAACACCCUCAUCAACUGAUGCUACCACUUCUUCACUUUGGAAAGAAGAAAGUACGUCACCAAGGCAUGGUGGUGUCUCAGCUUCAGGAACAACUGUGGGAGAUACUCUAACUUUACACAAAAGGUUAAAUCUUCACCAUCAGUGCUGCAGUAAAGAGGACAUUCGAUCAGCGUCCACACGUUCUGAACACUUUCUGGCAGAGAACCAGAUUUUCCACUCAGCUGACUGUGGUAACUGUUGGAUUGGCAAAAAUGCAUCAAGAUAA